This is a messenger RNA of Marmota flaviventris (yellow-bellied marmot), 942 nucleotides long. Its product is annotated as olfactory receptor 5V1-like. The record is from RefSeq and is a predicted model, not a curated record. Gene Ontology annotation, biological process: G protein-coupled receptor signaling pathway. Gene Ontology annotation, molecular function: G protein-coupled receptor activity; olfactory receptor activity. Gene Ontology annotation, cellular component: membrane. NCBI's taxonomy places the organism in Eukaryota, Metazoa, Chordata, Mammalia, Rodentia, Sciuridae.
AUGACACCAUUGGAAAUGAGCAAUCAAACAUUUGUCACUGAAUUCAUCUUCUUGGGAUUUUCCAACCACUCCGACCUACAGGGCUUGUUCUUCCUGGUCUUUCUGGUCAUUUACCUGACCACUCUCCUGGGGAACAUGCUCAUAAUCAUGGCCACCAGGGUCAGUCCUGCUCUCCACACUCCAAUGUACUUUUUCCUCAGCAAUUUGAGCUUCUUGGACAUCUGCUACACAUCCACCACCAUCCCAGUACUGCUGGUGAACUUCUUCCGGGAGAAGAAGACCAUUUCCUAUGAGGGCUGCCUUUCCCAGAUCUUCUUCUUUGUGACAAGUGCCGGCACAGAAGGCGUCUUACUGGCUGCCAUGGCUUAUGACCGCUAUGUGGCCAUUUGCCGUCCUCUUCAGUACCCCGUCCUCAUGAGGGUGAAGGUCUGUGUUGGUCUGGUGACUGGGUCCUGGCUGUGUGGGCUGGUGAAUUCGGUCACACACACGGUGCUGGCCACCACACUCACUCUGUGUGGGCCCCACCAGAUCAGCCACUUUCUCUGUGACAUCCCAUUGCUCCUGAAGCUCUCCUGCUCAGACACCUCUGUCAACGAGUCUGUGCUCCACGUGGCCAGUGCCACCAUUGGCCUGAGCCCCUGCCUCUUCACUGCAGGCUCCUACACACUCAUCAUCGCGGCCAUCCUCAGGAUUCCCUCUGCCCAGGGCAGGAGGAAGGCCUUCUCCACCUGUGCGUCCCACCUCACUGUGGUGGUGCUCUUCUAUGGAACAGCCAACUUCAACUAUGACAGGCCCAGAGAAGGCUACUCCCUGGACACGGACAUCCUGGUCUCUGUGCUCUUCUGUGUGGUGACCCCCAUGUUGAACCCCAUCAUUUACAGCCUGAGAAACAAGGAGGUCCAGAGUGGCCUGAGGAAGCUGGCUGGGAGACAGAUUGCAUAG